AUGGAAUCCUCCAAGGGUGUCUUUGAACAGAUCCUAGGUUCGGGCUCACCGCCACACCAAGCUCUCGGUGAUUCUGAGCAGAAAGAAAUUCCUUCCUCCGAACCGUUGACAUCAAAUCGUCUCUCCGGCCAACAAUUACCAAUGAAGUCAAAUCGAAUGGAGAGUGUAUCGGAUUCUCGUUCAGCACCCCGUAUUGGUCAUUCCAACCGCGAAUCAAGUCGUGCACCCCGACGUUUUAGUGGGAGUACAGCCGCCAGCUCCAUUAGUGAGUUGGAGCACAAUGGUCCUAAACCAUGGCGGAUUGGUGUCUGUGCUCUAGAUAUUAAGGCGCGCAGCAAGCCUAGCCAGAAUAUCCUUACUCGUCUCCAGGCGAAAGGUGAAUUUGAGGUGAUCGUGUUUGGGGACAAAGUGAUUCUGGAUGAAGCGGUGGAAAAUUGGCCUGUAUGCGAUUUCCUGAUUGCCUUUUUCUCAGAUGGGUUCCCUUUGGACAAAGCCAUUGCUUAUGCUCAACUCCGCAAACCAUUCUGUGUGAAUGACUUGCCGAUGCAGAAAGUGUUUCCCCACCCAAAGAGAGUUGAAGUGAAUCGUGAUGGUGGACCGGUUCUGGAGUCACCAGAGGUUGCUGAACAUAUUCAUCGUUUGACUGGAGUGAAGUUAGAUGGUCCGGAAGAUGGCACAGGAGGUGGUGCGUCAAGAACCCAGCAUGUCUCAAUGUCAGAGGAUGGAGAAUCCCUGAUAGUGGAUGGCAAAGUUUUCCGGAAACCAUUUGUGGAGAAACCAGUCAACGGUGAAGACCAUAAUAUUCACAUUUAUUUCCCCAAUGACCAACAAUACGGCGGUGGUGGCCGUAAACUAUUCCGCAAAGUCGGCAACAAAAGCUCCGAAUACGAUCCCAAUCUCACCGUACCUCGCUCGAUCACGGAAACCGGAACAAGCUAUCUGUAUGAGCGGUUUUUGCGAGUGGAUAAUGCUGAAGAUGUCAAGGCAUAUACCGUGGGUCCAGACUUCUGUCACGCUGAGACACGUAAGUCACCUGUAGUAGACGGGCUUGUACGACGAAACACACAUGGCAAGGAGUUACGGUAUAUCACCCAGUUAAGCAAAGAAGAAGCUGCAAUCGCCUCGAAGAUAUCAAACGGAUUUGGACAACGGAUCUGUGGAUUCGAUAUGCUCCGGGUUGGGGACAAGAGCUAUGUGAUCGACGUGAAUGGCUGGAGCUUCGUCAAGGAUAACAAUGAUUAUUAUGACAAGUGUGCCUAUAUCUUGCGGGAAACCUUCCUGACUGAGAUGCGCAAGUGCGAAGGAUCAAUGGAGCUCUCUGAGCCACCUUCGCCAGAUCUAGGUCAAUCCAGAAGAAGCACAGCCGGUUCACACAGACAUCCUCUGAAGACAUUGCUGAAGUCUCCUAGCACCUCUCGUCUCUACAACAGUCAGCAGGCGUCUAAAACCCAUGAUGCACCUGCCUCAGAUGCAUCCACAGGCGUCCCAUCACUGGCAUCAUCCUCAGGGAUUGACUGUACUGACCCCCAGGGGAAUAUCAGUGGCCUAAACUCACGUGAGGGUCACUCUGAUUCUCGUGGCUAUAGUCCGUCUAAUACCAAAUCACCAGCCGUUUCUCUUCACCAUGGCGGUGAUGGGGCUCAGCCACCACUCCCCGCCUCAAAGCACUCUUGGAAGCUUAAAGGAAUGGUAGCAGUCAUCCGACAUGCCGAUCGCACACCCAAACAGAAAUUUAAAUUCACCUUUCACAGCCAGCCUUUUGUGGACCUUUUGAAGGGACACCAGGAGGAGGUUGUCAUUAAGGGUGCAGCAGCCCUGUCCAGUGUCUCUGAUGCGGUCAAGCGCGCCAUGAAUGAAGGGCUUGAAGAUAUGGAUAAGUUGAAGCUACUUCGUACUUCAUUGGAGAAGAAGGGUGGCUGGCCUGGUACCAAAGUGCAAAUCAAACCCAUGUUCCGUAAACGCAAGCCAGAAGAGAUGCGAGAACAGAGUUCAGACCCAGCCUCUACAGUCCCACCAGGGGAGACUGAGCCUUCCAAACCACUCUCUCCUGUCCCGAGCCCAAGUGAGGGUGAGAAGGAUGAAGCGUUGCGCAGGUCUCAGACACGAAGCGACUCCAUCUCAGGUCCUACCUUUUCUCGCUUCUCUGCGGCGGAGAAUGAUCUUAUCUUGGAUAAACUGCAGCUGAUUAUCAAAUGGGGUGGAGAGCCUACUCACGCCGCACGCUAUCAGUCGCAAGACCUUGGUUUAAAUAUGCGGGAUGAUCUCAAGUUGAUGAAUAAAGAGGCUCUCAAUAAUGUUCGUCUGUUUACCAGCUCCGAGCGUCGCGUCAGUACAAGUGCACAAAUCUGGGCUUGCUCGUUCCUGGACCAGAAGGAGAUCCCUGCUGAUUUGAUUCAAGUCCGGAAAGACUUGCUAGAUGAUUCGAAUGCGGCGAAGGAUGUGAUGGACAAGGUUAAGAAGAAGCUGAAGCUUCUCCUGAGAGAGGGAUCAGCUCCUUCGCAAUUUGCAUGGCCUAAGGAUACCAAUAUUCCAGAGCCGUCUGUCGUUCUUUCCACUGUGGUAGAACUGAUGAAGUUCCAUCGCAAUGUGAUGCGCCAUAACUUCAGCAAACUGGAAGGCUCAUUAGAGAAGGCUGAUAAUCCCAGUCAGUCGGAGUCACCCGACCAACCACAGUUAUCUAAUGUGCAAGGCCGAUGGUGUGCUGGCGAAGACCCGCGUCUUUUCAAGGAGCGAUGGGAGAAGCUCUUUGCGGAAUUCUGUGACACCGAGAAGGUAGACCCCAGUAAAUUGUCGGAGCUCUACGAUAGCAUGAAAUUCGAUGCCCUUCAUAAUCGACAAUUCCUGGAAUGGGUUUUCAUGCCACCUGACAGCGACAGGGAUGAGGACAAAGAAGAUAGUGUCAAAGGCUGGAGCCCCUCCACCAAGUCAGAAUCAAUCUCCGAGCAUAAGAAUGGCAUCGAGAAUGGAAACGACAAACAUGAGGAACGGACCGAAAAUCAGUCAUUUGCACAGCGUUUUGGCUUGAAGCGACGAUUUCAGUCCCCCGAAUCAUUGCAACACCUUCGUGCACUAGACGAUUCCUACGAUCAUUACUUCAAGCUCUAUCCUGGAUCCAGUUCCAACAAAUGCAAGGUCGAUGAGCGCCUUGCAAAACUGCGGGAGCUCUACAAACUGGCCAAGGUCUUGUUUGAUUAUGUCACGCCCCAAGAGUAUGGUAUCACAGAUAGCGAGAAGCUUGAAAUCGGACUUCUCACUUCUCUGCCACUUCUCCAAGAAAUUGUGCGAGAUCUGGAGGAGGUGCAGGCUUCCCCCGAUGCCAAGUCAUUCUUCUACUUCACGAAGGAGUCGCAUAUCUACACCCUUUUGAACUGCAUUCUUGAAGGUGGUAUUCAAACCAAGAUUGCUCGCAGCACCAUUCCCGAGCUUGACUACCUGUCCCAAAUCUGCUUCGAGCUUUAUGAGGCCCGGGAUAGUGAGUCGGAGAUCAAUUCCUACUCGAUUCGCAUCUCCAUUAGUCCCGGUUGUCAUGCAUUUGAUCCACUAGAUGUGCAACUGGACUCCCGACACGCGAUCGGGUGCGCUCCUCGCCGUAGCUUGACUGCUCAUCAAGAUUGGAAAGAGGUGAUUGAAACACUGAAAGCGAAAUUUGACACGGUCAAACUACCCAAGACUUUUAUUGCUGUGAACCUAAGUGAGAAGCAUGUUGCACCUCAACCAGAGGAACCUCAGCCAGAAGAACAAGAGGACGCUUGA
Molecule: messenger RNA, 3753 nt
Organism: Penicillium malachiteum
Lineage: Eukaryota; Fungi; Ascomycota; Eurotiomycetes; Eurotiales; Aspergillaceae
Product: inositol polyphosphate kinase VIP1
Exons: 4
Coding region: 1-3753 (1250 amino acids)
Biological process (GO): inositol phosphate biosynthetic process; inositol metabolic process
Cellular component (GO): cytosol
Molecular function (GO): inositol hexakisphosphate kinase activity; 5-diphosphoinositol pentakisphosphate 1-kinase activity; diphosphoinositol pentakisphosphate kinase activity
Source: RefSeq, a predicted model, not a curated record